Messenger RNA from Musa acuminata AAA Group (dessert banana), 1445 nucleotides. RefSeq names its product GDSL esterase/lipase At5g45910. The transcript has 5 exons. Lineage: Eukaryota; Viridiplantae; Streptophyta; Magnoliopsida; Zingiberales; Musaceae. The record is from RefSeq and is a predicted model, not a curated record. Gene Ontology annotation, molecular function: hydrolase activity, acting on ester bonds. The coding region runs from base 93 to 1175 and encodes 360 amino acids.
CUGGCCAGAAAUUAAUACAGGGAAGAGUUCUCGAGAAACGAGGGAAUCGUCAAAGCAUCGGCGCUUUCCCCCCUUCCUCCUCCGCUCCAGCAAUGAAGCUCUCCAUCUUCAUCUGCUUUUUCCUCUUCUUCCUCCGUCCAUCCGUCUCUCAUCGCUAUAAUGCGUUGUACAACUUCGGGGACUCCAUGUCCGACACUGGCAACGUCCGCAUCGGCAGGCUCCCUUAUGGCAUGACCUUCUUCGGCCGCGCCACCGGACGGUGCUCCGACGGACGCCUGGUUAUCGACUUCAUAGCUCAAGACCUCGGGUUUCCGUUGCUUCCGCCGUCUUCAGAGUUCUUGGAUCACGACUUCAAGCAGGGUGCAAACUUCGCGGUGGUGGCCGCCACCACACUCGGCUUCGAGUUCUUCAACGAGAGAGGGCUUAGCAAAGGUCUAUGGGUCAACGCUUCCAUUUACAUCCAGGUGGAGCGGUUCGAGAAGCUGUUGCCGACGAUCUGCGGCGCGCCACAAGACUGCAAGGACUUCCUCAGCAAAUCACUCUUUAUCGUGGGCGAGUUCGGAGGAAACGAUUACAGCACCGCGCUCUUCUUUGGGAGACGAAUCGAUGAAGUGAGCACCUUUGUGCCUCAUGUCGUCAGUGCCAUCUCAGAUGGUGUUGAGAGGUUGAUCGGCCUCGGCGCCGUCGACAUCGUUGUGCCAGGAUUGCUGCCGGUAGGGUGCUUCCCCUUGUACCUGACGAACUACCACACACCUGACCCUGAAGACUACGGCCCCAAGACUGGAUGCGGAAGGAAGUACAACGCUCUGUCAUGGCUGCACAACGCAAUGCUCCGGAAGGCUCUCGACCAUCUCCAGCGCAAGUACCCGUCCGUAUCCAUCAGAUACGCGGAUUAUUACUCGCAGAUCAUCGAUUUCACCCUCAACCCGUUGAAAUAUGGGUUCACUGCGGGAGCUCUACGAACGUGUUGCGGGAACGGGGGCGGCAUCUACAACUACGAUCAAGGCCGGAGGUGCAACGACAAGGGCUACACCGUGUGCGAGAAUGUGUCGACGCAUGUGAGCUGGGACGGCAUCCACAUGACGGAGGCCGCUCACCGUGUCAUCGCCACCGGUUGGCUGCACGGCCCCUACGUCGACCCGCCCAUCCUGAGCUCCUCCUCCUCCCAGAGCUGAUACUAUCAUCACCUAUACCUGCUACGUUUCUGCAAGUUUCACACGCAAGGCUUGGCGUCAGCAUUUCAAGGAACGGUCAUUGCUCAUCGAACACCAGUGCAGAUUCUUGUGUCUUGUACGAAGGAAUUGUUACAGGACUGCAACGCUUUAGCGUCUGCAUUCCAUUAUGUUAAUCAUUCGAUCUGAUAUUGUAUUCAUCCCAUAAGCCAGUCGUUGUCAUCCAAGUGCAGGAACGGGAAGGGAAAAUAUACAUCUCUUGAAUUGGUUUCA